AUGGGAGGUUGUAUAUCGUCGGAUUUCGAUAACUCUACCAAUCAGAAGCCGUGCGCCACGGUGAUCUCUGUUUCCGGAGAACUGCGCCGGUAUCCGCUCCCGGUCACGGUCUCGCAGGUGAUCCAGUUCGAGACGUCGUCGCCGGACUCCGUCUUCCUCUGCAACUCCGACCGCCUCUACUUCGACGAUUACGUGCCGCGCCUCGACGCUGCGGAGGCGCUGGAGCCGGACCAGAUCUACUUCGUGAUGCCGGCCUCGAGGCUCCAGAACCGCCUCGCCGCCUCCGACAUGGCGGCGCUGGCCGUCAAGGCGAGCGUCGCGUUCAACGAUUUCAACCCGCGGCGCAGCCGGAAGUCUCGGAUCUCGCCGGUUUUGGUGGCGGAGGAGGAUCCGCAGUCGAUUCAUCAGAUUAAAAUCAACGGCAAUUCGUACGUUCAAGUUAAAAGCGGAAGGAAGUCUUCGUUGGGCGGCGUUCCGAGAUCCGGCUCCGUGAGGAAGAUGCACAUGCGACGAGCGAAAUUGGCAGUUCGAUCCUUCAGAUUGAGGCUCAGCACGAUUAACGAAGGCUCCGUGCUCCUUAAUUGA
Molecule: messenger RNA, 585 nt
Organism: Salvia splendens (bonfire salvia)
Lineage: Eukaryota; Viridiplantae; Streptophyta; Magnoliopsida; Lamiales; Lamiaceae
Exons: 1
Coding region: 1-585 (194 amino acids)
Source: RefSeq, a predicted model, not a curated record